AUGAAUAAUAACAACCGUCAGGAUUCUACUGAAGAUUUAACCAAUGCCAUCACUGAUGAUGAUACUCAAGAAUACAUUGUUGAGGAACAUGAACCUGAAACAGGUACAUUUCGUAUGCCUCCUUUGCGAAUGCCUACAACUGAAAUAAGCGUAACACAAACCUUCCUUGAUCCAAAUGUACCUGCUGAAGAAACUGAAACUGAAACUGAAACUGAAGCUGAAAGAAGAAACAGGCGAAUUUGGGAAGAGCAUUAUGCAGAGUUGCGUGAAGGAAUGUCAGAGAGACUCGAGAGAGAAAGACGUCUUCAAGAACGCAGGCAAUUUCUUAGAAGAAUCAGAGGACAAACAUUGAACCAAAGAAUAAGAAGAAGUAGAAGAAGGCCUCGUCCUUCGGUACCCAAUCAACCAUUCAGUUCACAUCAGGAGCAAGAAUUGCAAGAGUUAAUAGAACGUCUGAUCAUAACUAAUCCAAGAAUAAGGGUGAGAACUGAUCAUACAUCAAGAGGUAGAGCUGAGAGUUUAAUAUCUACAUGGCCUUCAGCGGAAGAAUUGCCACAAGAACAGCCUGAAGAACAAACAAGCAGGAGAAGACGUUUAGUAGCAUCACCUUCACCACCUGCCCAAGAGCCAGUAGUAGCUCCUCCUCAAGAAACAGGCAGGAGAAGACGAUUAGUGCUGUCACCCUCACCUCCAGGUGAAGCUUCGGAAACUGCCCCACCUAGGCGAAGACGACGAAUGCUUGUCGCAACUUCCUCAUCAUCUGAAGAAGACGAAGAAAUGACCGAAAGAUCGCCAUCGCCUGAAGAGGUUGAUCAGCCUCCUACUCUCAACAUGCAAGGGUACAAUGAGAUCUUUCAAAAUCUCGAAACUGAUGAAGAGCGUAUAAACUUCAUAUUCAAAGGUCAGUAUCGCGAUCGUAGAUACGGCCUUCAUCAAGAACCAACAACACCGUUGCAAGGCCUUUUUUAUGCUGUAGACAUUGAUGCUGUGUCUAUCCUUUGCCAUGAAAUCCCUAUUGCUGAAGGAACUCCACUCUCCUUGUAUAUCUUACCAGAUUUCAGGCUUGUGGUUAAGCAAAACAAAGGAAUAUACUAUGAAGGAAGACCUCUGAACAAGAUUCCUAAUAUGUAUAUGGCCAGCUUUGGCCAUACAAAUCGAUUUAAAGUUAAUAUCUUUUUUCCAAACAUUGGCAUUGAUACCUGUGAUGUUCAAAACGAGGCUGUUGACUUCUUUGUGGAUCGCAUCUUGCUGCCAGCCCUACGUGAAGUUUCUAUGCCACAGUCAUUGCAUCGAAUCCCAUCUAGUGCGCAAGCUGAAAGAAGCAGAGCAUCAAGACGAAGAGGUAUUUACUCAUUUGAUCCCAUCUACUACUAUGAGAAUGAAAACAUGGACACACUUGCUGCUUGUAUGCGUCGUCAAAUACAAAAUGUAAACGCGACGGACAACAGAUAUGAGUCAUAUCAUGCGUUUGAUAACUUCUUCUUUUUUGUUUAUACUUACGGUAACAAGAGCGAAAUUGAAGUACAUCAAGAAGCUGAUAGAGCCUUUUAUCAACAGCAAUUUACCAACGCUUUCAGUGACUUGAACUAUCAUACCAUAGAUCCAAGAAAUGUAUUUUUAGAUAUUGGCGUGCAUAUCGGCAGAGAGGGAUCAACUGGACUUUGGUUGCUAAAUAACAACAAUUCUCCCGUGCUUGAUUUGUAUUUUGAGCAAGUGAAUCGGUCAGAAAAAUAUCUUCGUUUGGACAGAUUCGCACAUAUUACUAACAUUGGUGGUUGCUCAUACAGAGCUCAUAUUCCUGGUGGUGUUGGCCAUCAUCGCUUAAUAAGACUCCAAUGCUACCAUACCAUGAAAAGUCCCUAUUAUGCGAGAGACUCGUCUGGGUACCGGCACAGUGCUUUUGAUCUUACUGCUGAUCAGUUGUAUAAAAAUACUGAGCUUGCGAUCAAUACAAUGCAUCAAGUGCAACGAAUCUUGAUGGAAAACCAAUGGUCAACUUACCCAGCUCGUAUAGAGUUCAGUCUUAAUAUGGAUAAUGCUUUUAACCUCUUGAUCAAUAUGGACGCUGAGAUAAACCGUAUCUUGAACAGUCGGGAACCGUUGAUAACUUUUAUAGAUACCCAAACUGUCUCCUUGUUCAUUGUCAAUAUGAUACACUCGUUGUUGUUGUAUUAUCAGAGUGUUGCAAAUCAAAGAGGUUUGAUCAACACAGAGCAAAGUUUGACUACGCUUGCACUGAUUUCGUAUUACUACAGUGGUGUCUUAUCUCGGCCAUAUGAUUACAGUUACUAUAGAAGAUUGAUUCAACUUUUGAGUCGAUUGCGAUCUCCAGUGGGAUCAUUGUUCCAAUUUGAUCAAGAAAAUUUUGAAUUCAAUCUGGAAACUCGUCGUUGGGAAAUAACAGAGAUGUUGGAUAUGGAUCAGCUGUUACGAAUCUUUUACAAGUCAGCACUAGACAUUCGUAGAGGCACCACUGCUCGAGAUCGCUUUGCGCCACCGCCACUACGUCAGUUUACGGCACCUACUGAGCAACAAGUUCAACACGAGCCUGUUUUACGACAAAGAUAUACUGAACCUCUCGUUCAAUUAGUAGAUCGGGCAUUUCCUCAAGAAGAAAGAAGAAACUUUCGAGUGAGAGUAACUCGACUUGCACAACGACCUCCACCACGCGACUAUACAGCUCCGAACGUGCAACAAGAUCAGCCCGGACUUCCUUUACGUCAGAGAGGAACACUCUUUGCGCCACUGCCUACUAGUGACUACACGGCUCCGACCCAGGUACAAAGUGUAGAGAUAUUUGACAUUGGGCAGUAUCAAGCUGAUCCUACCGCACCAAUAUGGCCAUUGAUAUUCGAAAGAGAAGCGUAUAAUCGUAGUACUGGGCAAUUUCGUUUCUAUGUCAAUUUGAUUCAAAGGGAAGGUAUCACACAGAAAGUAAUUGACACUCUCUUGAGUUGUCUUGCCUUUGAAAUAUUUAACUUGCACACGCCUGCUACAAUUGCAAACUGCUUGGUUCGAGGCAAACAAGUAGAAGAUAUCACUUUGAGGGUAUUACAGUCAGAGGAUCAGUUUAAUGCCACUUUCAAUGUCAAUACAGUUCAUAUUGUAGAUGCCACUCUGCUCGACUCUGCCAAAGACAUUUUCCCUGACCCCUCAACUAGAGAUAUUGCGACUUUAUAUGUACAAACAAUCUCUUCAGCAGCAAGAAUCAAAUAUGUCCACUGUCGAGUCGCCUAUCUUUAUAUGAUAGCCAAUUUUAAUUCAGGUGGUUUAUAUACUGAAGCUCAAGAGUUUCAUAAGCUCGUUGUAGAAAGAAUGCAGGCCGUGUUUCGUUUUUUCCCUGUUUUUAGAAGCGACAUCAACCUUCUUCGAUUUGGUAUUAUAAGAGGUGUUAAUCGUUUACACUUCCACAGAAAUACUACAUUCAUUUAA
Molecule: messenger RNA, 3432 nt
Organism: Gilbertella persicaria
Lineage: Eukaryota; Fungi; Mucoromycota; Mucoromycetes; Mucorales; Choanephoraceae
Exons: 2
Coding region: 1-3432 (1143 amino acids)
Source: RefSeq, a predicted model, not a curated record